Molecule: messenger RNA, 1537 nt
Organism: Hevea brasiliensis (rubber tree)
Lineage: Eukaryota; Viridiplantae; Streptophyta; Magnoliopsida; Malpighiales; Euphorbiaceae
Product: cyclin-dependent protein kinase inhibitor SMR10-like
Exons: 1
Coding region: 514-1071 (185 amino acids)
Biological process (GO): regulation of DNA endoreduplication
Source: RefSeq, a predicted model, not a curated record
CCUUCCUUCCCUUUAAUUUCUGAGCGCAAAAGGCUCACUCUUUUUUCUUUUUUAUUUUAGAGAGGAAAGAAAAGGGACUGGAUAUGUGAAUAUAUGUUGCCUAUGUCUUGCAUUGGAUCCUUCGCCUCAAGUGUUAUUCCUCCCUACAUUCUCUCUCUCUCUCUCUCUCUCUCUCUCUCUCUCUUUCCCGUCAACGAUACUUCCAUAGCUAAAAUCCAAACAAAGCUUCGAGAAAGACAGCCGCUGCAUUUUAUCUUCUUGGUUUAGGCUAAUAGCUAGCUAGCCUUCCAAAGGAGUCUCUCUGGCUAGCUAUCUAUGUACAUAUACUCUUUCUACUUGCUCUUCUUGUCUGUUUUCUUUGAUUCUCAUCAUAUUUUUGUCUUCUUGAUCCUACUAGUCUCGGAAUAUCUAGCUUUUAUGUUUCUGAUUCUUGUUGUUUGAUUCUUAAUUGUGUUGAUUGCAGUUUCUUGAAUUUCUCUCUCUCUCUCUCUCUCUCUCUCUCUCUCUCUCUUCAUGUUUUCUCAAUUUAAAUCAUUGACAUUCAUGGGGGUGUCAAAUCCUGAGAUGUUUUUGUCUGAGAAUGAUCUGAAUUCUAUGGAAUUCAAUUUUCUUGUAAGACCCGCUUUGGAAUUUGAAGAUGAAUAUCGUAUUGCACCUUUACUAGACGGGGAUGAUCGAGAUGAUCUUCAUCUGAAUUCAAAAGAAGAAGAAGAAGUAGAAGAAGAUGAAGAAGAAAGAAAACGAGAAGAACAUAAAGAAGAAGAUAAAUGCAAGUUGUUGGUUUCUACUUUGAAGAUAAAAUUGCCAUCUCUAGGAGAAUUCAAGAUCGAAGAAGAUCUAGAUGAUGGGUUCAAAACUCCAACAUCUUUGGAUCAAAAAAUCCCAGUGAUCCUUCCAUGCCCACCUGCACCAAGAAAACCUAAAUCUCUCCCAUCAAAUAAAAGAAAACCUCAACGCAGGAGAGUCCUUCUUGAUCUAUCAAAUGAGAUUGAAUCUUUGUUCCCUACAGCUCUUCGUGCGGAUCUUGGUGGAAAGAUUAAGAAAAUUAGACAAGAAAAUGACACCAAAUGAAAGGGUACUAAUUAUUUAAAUUUAUAAUGUAUCUUUCUCGUGAAGUUAAUCACGGUAGUUAUGUCUCUUUUUUUCUUUCUUUCUUUUUCCAUUCCCCAUUUCUUGGUUUCAGAAAAUUUCCCAAAGAAAUGGUAUCCUAUCCAUGAUACUAGCAUUAUUAACUUUAAUUUCCAUAAUUUCUUUAUCUUGCAAAUAAUGUUGCCUUUUAACUUUCUGUUUCUGGUCGAGAAUUUUGUAUGUUUUCUAUUUUGCCCACAUAUAUACGGAUAGAUCUGAAUCUGUAGCUUAUUAAUUGUGUGGAAAAGAUCAAAUAGGUUUACUUAUAGGAUUCCUUCAUUAUUGGACCCCAUUAAGGCAUUAUGUUGUUCUUGAAGAGAGUUUGAGUUCAAAGAUUGAACAAAGAAAUGGAUUCUCUCUCUCUCUCUUCCUCUCUCACAGAAACGGAUUGCAUUGACUUCUUUAAAAA